AUGAAGCUUUGGUGCUGUCUAUGCAUCACCGAAGACGAAGAAGAAGAUAACCUAAACCUUAUGAAGGAAGACGACAUUUCCGGAAAGGACGUUGUUCCCGGGCUGGGAGACGGUGACGCUAACGACAACCGCGACCAUAACCGAUCCAUACCGUCGCCCACCAAGACAUUGGGCUCGUGGUCCGGCGAGUGCAGCGCGGUCGAGUGCUCGGACAGCGUAGCCGCAGGUGGCGCUGAAAGCCGCGAUUUGAGUCACAAACGCGCCAAAUUCGACGCUGAUUUCGAGGAGGUUCACUUUUCCACGAAUGCUGGGACAUGCGGUGCCUCUAAUGAAUAUGGAGAUUAUGACUACAUUAAAGGAUCUCUUCGACCCAAUGUUGAAACCUGUUAUGAUGCAUUUGGAUUGACGGGUGCUGGUGAGGGGAGUGCCUUUGGUUCCAGCAUUGUGGAAGAUGGUGAAGGGGAUGAUAGUGAUACCUCCAAAGUGGAAGAUGUUGAUGCCAGAAUGGAUCUCACUGAUGACUUGUUGCAUAUGGUCUUCUCGUUUUUGGAUCAUCCCAAUCUUUGUAAAGCUGCCAGGGUUUGUAAGCAGUGGCGAAGUGCAAGUGCUCAUGAAGAUUUCUGGAAAAAUUUGAAUUUUGAAGAUCGAAACAUUUCUGUCGAACAAUUUGAGGACAUGUGUAGGCGUUAUCCUAAUGCCACGGCAGUGAGCAUAUCUGGUUCUGCUAUUUACUUGCUUGUCAUGAGGGCCAUCUCUUCUUUAAGGACUCUAGAGGUUCUACAAUUAGGAAGAGGACCACUAGCUGAUACUUUUUUCCAUGCUUUAGCUGAUUGUUCUAUGUUAAAAAAGUUGAAUAUCAGUGAUUCUACACUUGGCAAUGGCAUUCAAGAGAUAUCUUUAAAUCAUGACAGAUUGUGUCAUCUUCAAUUAACAAAAUGCCGGGUGAUGCGAAUAGCAGUCAGGUGCCCGCAACUGGAAACUAUGUCAUUGAAGCGCACUAACAUGGCACAGGUUGUGCUUAAUUGUCCACUUUUGCGUGAGCUUGAUAUAGGCUCUUGUCACAAACUUCCUGAUGCUGCAAUACGCGCUGCUGCAACUUCAUGCCCUCAACUGGUCUCACUGGACAUGUCAAAUUGUUCUUGUGUCAGUGAUGAAACUCUGCGUGAAAUAGCAAUGAGUUGUGCUAACCUUAGUUUUCUUGAUGCAUCAUACUGCCCAAACAUAUCAUUGGAGUCUGUUAGACUGCCGAUGUUGACAGUUCUUAAGCUUCAUAGUUGUGAGGGGAUCACUUCUGCCUCAAUGGCUGCAAUAGCUCAUAGUUAUAUGUUGGAGGUUUUGGAGCUUGAUAAUUGUAGCCUGUUGACCUCAGUAUCUUUGGAUCUUCCUCAUUUGCAGACUAUUAGAUUGGUACACUGUCGCAAGUUUGCUGAUUUGAACUUGAGGACUAUGAUGCUUUCUUCUAUUCUGGUGUCAAACUGUCCUGCACUUCAUCGUGUCAACAUCACUGCAAAUUCACUUCAAAAAUUAGCAUUGCAAAAGCAAGAUAGUUUAACCACAUUGGCUCUGCAAUGCCAAUCUUUACAAGAAGUGGACCUCUCAGAGUGUGAAUCUUUGACAAACUCUAUAUGUGAUGUUUUUAGUGAUGUUGGAGGAUGCCCUAUGCUGAAAUCACUAGUUCUUGAUAAUUGCGAGAGCUUGACAUCAGUUCGAUUCUCCAGCACUUCUUUAGUCAGUCUUUCCCUUGGUGGUUGUCGGGCAAUUACUACUCUGGAGCUCACAUGCCCUAACCUUGAGAAAGUCAUUUUGGAUGGUUGUGAUCAUUUAGAAAGAGCAUCCUUUUGUCCUGUUGGUCUUCGAUCUCUCAAUUUAGGAAUAUGUCCAAAAUUAAAUAUACUCAGCAUAGAAGCCAUGGUUAUGGUUUCACUUGAGUUGAAAGGAUGUGGUGUACUGUCUGAAGCAUCACUUAAUUGUCCUCUGUUGACAUCUUUGGAUGCUUCCUUUUGCAGCCAACUCACUGAUGAAUGCCUGUCUGCAACAACUGCCUCAUGCCCAUUGAUUGAGUCAUUAAUAUUGAUGUCUUGCCCAUCAAUUGGUUUGGAUGGACUUUGUUCUUUGCGGUGGCUCUCGAAUUUGUCCCUGCUGGAUUUGUCAUACACCUUUUUGGUCAAUUUGCAGCCUGUUUUUGAGUCUUAUGUCCAACAUUGCAUUAGGAAAAUAGCUAGUAUGCUCCUAAUAAGACAUAUUCAAUCCUCCUCCCUUAAGCUAACUUUUGGGAGUGACUCAGUGGAGAACACAGACACUCAAGCCAUUUCUCUUGUUCAAAUGUUCUCCAAUGACAUCUUUUUCUGGCAAACCUCAGAUCUUGCUUGUCUUCUAACGGUGUUGCCUCUUGUCAUCAUAGCUUUACGUGCCACCAUUGACAAUCUCAUCUCAUUGAUCUUCGGUGGUCCUAUUUCAAACCUCUACUUGCAUUGGGUAUUAAAGUUGCAGGCAUGCAAAUAUCUCACUGACUCAUCACUUGAACCGCUUUACAAGGGUGGUGCUUUACCAGCACUUCAGGAGUUAGACUUGUCUUAUGGAACACUGUGUCAGUCUGCCAUUGAGGAACUUCUUUCUUGCUGCACACACCUUACACAUUUGAGCUUGAAUGGCUGUGUCAAUAUGCACGACUUAAACUGGGGAGGGCAUAUUGCUGGUGUAAAUAUGCUAUCAAUUACAAGUUCCUAUAAAAAUAUCCACGAGCUAAGUGAACAACCCACCCGAUUGCUUCAGAACUUAAACUGUGUGGGAUGUCCGAACAUUAGGAAAGUUUUCAUUCCAUUAGCAGCACAUUGUUCCUGUUUGUUGUUUUUAAACCUUUCGCUAUCCGCAAAUUUGAAGGAGGUUGAUGUAGCUUGUCUCAACCUAAGCUGGCUUAAUCUAAGCAAUUGUUCCUCUUUGGAAGUUUUGAAUCUAGAUUGUCCAAGAUUGACCAGUCUAUUCCUCCAGUCUUGCAACAUUGACGAGGAAGCAGUAGAGGCUGCUAUAUCAAGAUGCACUAUGCUGGAGACUCUUGACGUUCGCUUCUGUCCGAAGAUUAGCUCAAUGAGCAUGGGAAGAUUGCGUGCAGCAUGUCCUAGUUUGAAGCGUAUAUUCAGCAGCUUGUCAACUUCAUAA
Messenger RNA from Sphenostylis stenocarpa, 3156 nucleotides. NCBI's taxonomy places the organism in Eukaryota, Viridiplantae, Streptophyta, Magnoliopsida, Fabales, Fabaceae. The record is from the annotation of a GenBank genome assembly.